AAUGAAUAAUUAUGUACAAAAAUCAAAAUAAUUUUUAGAUACGAUUUUCAAUUAUUUUAAAAUAAUAAUUUAUAAAACCUCUUCUUAAUCUAAUUGCUAUCGACAUUAAGAUGAAAUAAAUUUUAUUUAAAAAAAAUCAUUAUUAUUUUAAUUUAUGGAUUUUUUUUUAAAAAAGCCAAGUGCUGUUCUUAAGCGUCUUGGAUCUAAAAAUGAAUCUUCGUAUACACAUAAUAUUAAACCUAAGUCAUCAGUUAUAAGUUUGUUGGAUAGUGAUGAAGAAAAUUCUUUGGAUACUAUUAGAAAUGCAACAGGAAAAAAUUUGCCAAAUAUUGUGAAAGUUCCUAUAACUAGCAAUCCAAUCAAUGAGAACACCAUUAAAGAUUUUAUUAAUAUAAACGAUGAUGAUGAUGAUAUAAUAUUUAGCCCAGAAAAAUCAUCUAAUUCUUUUCAUAAUUCUAUAUCUUUGCCAACAAAUGUUGAUCAUUUUGAGGAAUCUAAUAGUCCAUCAUUAUUCAACGGACAUUUAAAAAAGAAUUUAUUAGAAGAUUCAAUAAAUAAACUACCUCUUUCUGUUUUAUCACCUUCAAACUCAAUACUAAAUAAUGAAAAGUCACCAAAUUCUUUAAACGAAGAUUCAACAAAUAAUAUAGAAAAAUGGCUUAGAUGCAUAAGUAAUGACCAUCUUUUAAAUGAAACAAUUUCUGAGAUACCAAUAGAAGAUGUAGAAAAUCAUGUAAAUGGCCUAAAAAAUUUAGAAUAUAAUAUGUUGGAUCAUAUUUUUAAUUUAUUUACAAAUAUUCCAGAAAAUUUCAUAAGUACUCUACCAGGCCUUGAGAAUUUAUCAACAUUGUUGGAGCUAAAGAGAACAAGACAGAAAUUGAAAAAUAAAAUUCAGCUUGGAAAUAAAAGGUUAACAAAUCAUCAAGGAUCAUCAAAUCUAUUUUUUGGAUCAACUAAUAAUUUGAAGCAAAAAAAUCAUUAUUCUAACAAUUUAAAUGAUUGUAACUUAACAAAUCUUACAAAUAUAAAUACAAAUUGUCUGUCAAAUAGUACUAUUAACACUGAAACAAAUACUCCUAACUCCAAUUGUUAUCUAUCAACAAGUUUUGGUAGUGCUAACAAAAAAUGGUUUAAUAAUCAUUCUGAUUUUCAAACAAGUACUAUAUUGUCUCGAGAAAGGUUAAAUGUUAAUCAAAUUAACUCUAUUGUAAAUGACAACAACUUUGAAUCACUUUCACUGACAAGUCCUAAAAAAUAUGAACAAUAUUCAAGAGAAGAAUAUUUGCCAUUAGGUACUUCAAAUUUUAAUAAAUUACCAAAUCAAAACGUUGCCAAAGAAAAUAAUUCAAUGAAGACUUCCUCAAUACCAGUGUCUGUUGGAGAGUUCAGUAAAACUAAUUACCCACAUUCUAGAGAAUUAUUUACGGUGUUCAGAUCAACAUUUGGUUUGCGUGAUUUUCGUCCAAAUCAGUUGGAAGCUAUAAAUGCUGCUUUACUAGGUCAUGAUUGUUUUGUGUUAAUGCCUACUGGGGGUGGUAAGUCUUUAUGCUAUCAAUUACCUGCAGUCAUUUCUAAAGGAGUCACUAUUGUUAUAUCACCAUUAAAAUCGUUAAUCAUUGAUCAAACAGAAAAAUUGAAAUCAUUGGAUAUCCCAGCAGCUCAUUUAUUAGGCAAUGUAAAGGCUGAUGAAGAAAAUCAAAUUUUAACUAAACUAUGUAUGACAGAACCAGGAUUCAAAAUGUUGUAUUUGACGCCAGAAAAAUUAGCAAGCAGUCAUAAAAUGAUGCAAGUUCUUGAUAAUUUAAAUGCCCGUGGUCAAAUUGCCCGUCUAAUUAUUGAUGAAGCACAUUGUGUUUCUCAUUGGGGACAUGAUUUUCGCCCUGAUUAUAAGCGGUUAGGUGAGUUCCGUAUGAACUACCCUUCAGUUCCUAUUAUGGCCCUUACUGCAACUGCUACACCUAGAGUGCGUGAAGAUAUUUUACAUCAAUUACAAAUUAAUGGAACAAAACUAUUUUUAUCAAGUUUUAAUAGACCUAAUCUAUUAUACAAGGUGCUUCCAAAAAAAGGAAAAUCUGCAUUAGUUGACAUAGCUAAACUCAUUAAAGAGAAUUAUGCAAAUCAAUCUGGCAUAAUUUACUGUUUCAGUAGAAAAGACUGUGAUUAUACAGCUGAUUUUAUGUGUAAUGAAGGAAUCAAGGCUAUAAGCUAUCAUGCCGGCUUAACCGAUGAUAAUCGUAAUGAUGUGCAAUUAAAAUGGAUCACCAAUAAAGUUAAUGUAGUUUGUGCUACAAUUGCUUUUGGAAUGGGUAUUGAUAAACCUGAUGUUCGUUAUGUUUUUCAUUAUUCUUUGCCAAAGUCUAUUGAAGGUUAUUAUCAAGAGUCUGGAAGAGCUGGACGUGAUGGAAAGAUAUCUCAUUGUUUUUUAUUUUAUAAUUUUAGUGAUAUGCAUCGAAUUCGAAAAUUAAUUGAAAUUGAUGAAAAUGGAACACGUGAAUCAAAAAAAAUCCAUGUACAAAAUCUUUUUCGAAUAGUAGCCUACUGUGAGAAUAAAACUGAUUGUAGGAGAAGUUUACAGCUCAAUUAUUUUGGAGAACAUUUUAAUAGUGAUUUGUGCACAGCCAAUCAUGAAACGGCUUGUGAUAAUUGUCAAACUAAAGCAGAUCUCAAUGUUAUUGAUGUAACCAAUGAUAGUAUUGAAAUAAUUAAAACUGUCAAAGAAAUUUGUAGUCCUAGUACGAAUAGUUGGCAAAAUAAUUACACAAUUCUUCAUAUUAUUGAUAUAUUUCGAGGAAGUAAUCUUCAAAAAAUAAAAUCUAACGGCCAUGAAAAAUUAAAGUUACAUGGCCGUGGAAAAAAUUGGGUAAGGUAUGAUGUUGAACGUUUAAUGCAUAAAUUAGUACUAGAAGGGUACUUAAGAGAAGAAAUGGUUGCUUCUAAAACAGAUAUUAUUAAUGCUUUUGUUAGAGUUGGUCCAGAAGCAGAAAAACUAUUAAGAGGAAAUGUGAAACUAAAGUUGGCAUGCUCUGCAAAGAAAAUACUAAAUCUAGAAACUGCUUUAAAAAUAAAUAAUACUCCUACUAAUCCUGCUAUUAAAGAAAUUGAAGAAAGAUGUUAUGAAAAUCUUAUGGAUGUAUGUCGUGGAAUUGCAGCUUCUCUGAACAUAAAUACUAAUUCUGUUAUGAACAUAGAAGCCAUUUUAGAAAUGUCACGAAUUUUACCAGAAACUGAAGAACAAAUGUUAAAAAUUGUUGGUGUAACCAAAGCAAACUUUGAAAAAUAUGGCCGACAACUAUUAGAAAUAACACAAGAAGCAGCAGCUAAUAAAUUUGUGUUAACUUGUGAAGAAAAUGAACUUGUUGAUGAUAUCGAAGGUGAAGAUAAUUGGCUUAAAACAAGUGUUGAUUGUCCAUAUUUUGAUGAUAUGAAUACAGGUGUAACAAAUCAACGUGAAGGAAGGAAAAGAAAGCCUUUUUAUUCUUCUAAAAGUGGUGGUAGUUUUAAAAAAUUUAAAAAAGGAAAGGCCAAAUUCCCAAAAAAGAAAAGUAAUGGUUCUUCAUCAAGUUCAGCAACAAAAAGUUCUAAAGUAACUACAACCUCUACUUUGAAAAUAAAUUCUAGGAUUCCUCCAUCGACAAGACCAGGAUUUUUGUCUGCCCCUAAAGUUUCUUAUUUUUAAAUUUCCUCAAUAUUAUUUAUCUCAUGUUAUCAUGUAAAUUUUAACUUUUAAUGUAAGUUUUUAAUUAAAACAUUGUUUAUAUAUCAAAAAAGUUAAUGUUAUUAUUUAAUUUUUUUUUAAUAUGAAACUAAUUAAAUGUAUACAAGUUAUAUUUAUUCUAUGAUUAAAAUUAUUUGUCCAAGUAUUCAGUGUUAUCAUGUUGUUGACUAGUAUGUAUUUUUUCACAUGAAAUGUUAAAAUGUUUUUUUUUUAAUGUUCAUUUUUAUAAGUAUUCUUAUCUGUGUAUUUGAGUUAUUUUAAGAUAAUUUUUUUAUGGCCAUGUAUCAAAUUGAUUAAAAUUUAUUUUCCAGUUUUGUUUAUAAA
Molecule: messenger RNA, 4039 nt
Organism: Daktulosphaira vitifoliae (grape phylloxera)
Lineage: Eukaryota; Metazoa; Arthropoda; Insecta; Hemiptera; Phylloxeridae
Product: recQ-like DNA helicase Blm
Exons: 19
Coding region: 155-3676 (1173 amino acids)
Biological process (GO): double-strand break repair via homologous recombination; DNA replication
Cellular component (GO): cytoplasm; nucleus; chromosome
Molecular function (GO): ATP binding; four-way junction helicase activity; nucleic acid binding
Source: RefSeq, a predicted model, not a curated record